Colletotrichum chrysophilum is the source of this 1113-nucleotide messenger RNA. RefSeq lists its product as uncharacterized. Gene Ontology annotation, cellular component: nucleus. Bases 1 to 1113 code for a protein of 370 amino acids. Gene Ontology annotation, biological process: regulation of DNA-templated transcription; aflatoxin biosynthetic process. The transcript has a single exon. The record is from RefSeq and is a predicted model, not a curated record. Lineage: Eukaryota; Fungi; Ascomycota; Sordariomycetes; Glomerellales; Glomerellaceae. Gene Ontology annotation, molecular function: DNA binding.
AUGGACAUGACGGAUCUCUCGCCCAUCAUGGACGAGAAGAACAUGAUGUUCGCACAGCACCCCGGCGCCGGCAUGUACAAGAUGGAGAACGGCUGGCACACGCCCACCAGCAUGGAGGGUGCCAUGACCAGAAACCCCUCCAUCUCUUCAGGGCUCGCCCUCUUGGGCGUCGACGACGCAACACCCAGAGACCACCAAGAUCCCACCGCCGAUAUGUACGGAGGCGCCAUGCCAUGGACUCCUCCCACCGAUUUCUCCGCCGCUCCCUACCCCGAUAUGACCAUGGCCACUGCACACAUGCCCCCACACCACCACCACGGCCGCUCACAGUCCAUGGACAUGGCCAUGGCCGCCCACAUGACGCCCUGGGGAGACGCAGCAGCACAGCACGAAGGCAUGAUGCAAUAUCAAGCAAUGCCCACGCCCAACAGCAUGGCGGCAGCAGCAUAUUUCCCGAGCCCGUCAACCACGCCCAACAUGCGCCCCGCCGUCAGGCACAAGUCCUCGAAUUCGGGGGGCGGCGGUUCUUGCACCUGCUUCACGGUCUGCCUCCAGUCCCUCCAGGCCCUCCACAACGCCUCAUCUCCCUCCGCGCCACCAUUCGACCUCGUCCUCUCGCUCAACCGCAAGGCCGUCGAGGGAUGCGCCUCCAUGCUCUCCUGCAACCGCUGCAUGAGCCGCUCGGGCACGCACACCGCCGCGAUGCUGCUGGCCACCGUCAUCGGCAAGAUCACCAGCUUCUACAAGAACGCCAGCCACACCUACUUCGAGAACGGCAGCGGCGGCAGCGGCAUGAUGGGCGGCAUGGGCUCCUCCUCCGUGGCGGCGGCGAUGAACCAGCUCAACAGCCCCGGCGCCGUGGCCGUCGGCGGCCUCGGCGUCAGCCUGGGCGCGUACACGCUCGGCGGCGAGGACGGGCGGUGGCUCGAGCUCGAGAUCCUCAACCGCGAGCUGCGCAAGCUGGAGGAGGUCUACGCGCAGUUCCGCGAGGUGUGCGCCGAUCUGUCCGAGGACCCAGAGGUCAGCAAGGCCAUGAUUGGCUACCUGGGCCACAACCUGGGCACCACCCUCGAGGUCGUCAGCCAUCGCAAGGGCGACAUGAGCUAUGCUUAG